AUGGCCGGUAUUUUAGCGUGGUUUUGGAAUGAGAGGUUUUGGUUGCCCCACAAUGUAACCUGGGCUGACCUAAAAAAUACUGAUGAGGCAACGUUCCCGCAAGCUGAGGAUCUGUAUCUGGCGUGUCCUUUAGCAUUCUGCAUCUUCAUGAUCCGACUGCUGUUCGAGAGGUUUAUUGCCAGACCAUGUGCACUUGGUCUAAAAAUCCAGGCAAACGGACCUCAGAGGGCCCAGCCCAACGCAAUCCUGGAGAAGGUCUUCACCGCUAUCACCAAGCAUCCUGAUGAGAAGAGGUUAGAGGGCUUGUCCAAGCAGCUUGACUGGGACAUGCGGACCAUCCAGCGCUGGUUCAGACAGCGGCGGAACCAAGAGAAACCCAGCACUUUGGCCCGGUUCUGCGAAAGCAUGUGGAGAUUUACAUUUUACCUGUACAUAUUUACUUAUGGCGUACAGUUCCUUAAAAAGACUCCGUGGCUUUGGAACACCAGGGAAUGCUGGUACAACUACCCUUACCAGGCUCUGAGCGUAGAUCUGCAUUACUACUACAUUCUGGAACUUUCCUUCUACCUCUCCCUCCUCUUCUCCCAGUUUACAGACAUCAGACGCAAGGACUUCUUGCUUAUGUUCUUGCAUCACCUUGCUACCAUCUCCCUCAUCACCUUCUCUUACGUGAACAACAUGGCCAGGGUGGGAACUCUGGUCAUGUGUCUGCAUGACGCUGCGGACGUUUUGCUGGAGGCUGCAAAAAUGGCCAACUAUGCUAAGUGCCAGAGGCUGUGUAACGUCCUGUUUGUCAUGUUUGCGUUGGUCUUCAUCAGCUCAAGGCUUGGUGUUUAUCCUUUCUGGAUUUUAAACACAACUCUUUUAGAGAGCUGGGAGAUCGUUGGGCCGUAUCCAUCCUGGUGGGUCUUCAACCUGCUUCUUCUGUUGCUGCAGAGUCUCCAUGUCUUCUGGUCCUAUCUCAUAGUGAAGAUUGCUUGCAGGGCCAUCUCCAGAGGCAAGGCUGGAAAAUGGAACCCUUUACAUGUGUCAAAAGACGACCGCAGUGACAUCGAAUCCAGCUCCGACGAGGACGACGUCCCUCCUCCCGCUCACAAACACCACACCAAUGGCACUAACGGAGCUCACGGCACUAACGGUUACCUGACCGGCUCCGCGUGCGCCGACGAACACUGA
Molecule: messenger RNA, 1176 nt
Organism: Chanos chanos (milkfish)
Lineage: Eukaryota; Metazoa; Chordata; Actinopteri; Gonorynchiformes; Chanidae
Gene: cers6
Product: ceramide synthase 6
Exons: 11
Coding region: 1-1176 (391 amino acids)
Biological process (GO): ceramide biosynthetic process
Cellular component (GO): membrane
Molecular function (GO): sphingosine N-acyltransferase activity; DNA binding
Source: RefSeq, a predicted model, not a curated record